Tilletiaria anomala UBC 951 is the source of this 4140-nucleotide messenger RNA. RefSeq names its product ARM repeat-containing protein. The coding region runs from base 158 to 3670 and encodes 1170 amino acids. The record is from RefSeq and is a predicted model, not a curated record. Lineage: Eukaryota; Fungi; Basidiomycota; Exobasidiomycetes; Georgefischeriales; Tilletiariaceae. Gene Ontology annotation, molecular function: RNA binding; protein binding. Gene Ontology annotation, biological process: nuclear-transcribed mRNA catabolic process, nonsense-mediated decay. Gene Ontology annotation, cellular component: exon-exon junction complex; cytoplasm. The transcript is spliced from 6 exons.
UCUGACUACAAUUCGUACGCUGACGACUUGCUCCUUCGGAGUCCUCGUUGCUGACCACAUGGCCUGUUAAAGUCGCCUUGCGCUGUGAGCGCACACACUGUGUACCUGCUCGUGUGAGUGCUUCUCGACCAGUGCCACCUCGGCUCGACUUGGCGGAAUGUCUGAAGCUGCAUCUGCUGCUGCAACCAACACAUCGGGCACGGCAAACAAGGCGGCAGCUAUUGCAGCCGAGCGGGACCGGAAGCGCCAACAGCUACGCGAUGCAAACCUUCGCAUCUGGGAAUCGGGCCCCGCGGUUACGCACACGGGGCCAUUGGACUCGAACCUCAAAAAGAACACGGCGUUCGUGAAACGUGUAAAGCAAGGUCUUGGUGCCGAUGCGAGAGAUCAAUUGAUCAAAGAGCUCGGCAUUUUGAACCUGGACAAAUACCUCGAGGAGAUAUUGCAAGUCGUCCCGGAGGGUCUUUCUAAGUGCACCGCAGCAAAAGACAGCUUUGCAGCGAUUGAGAUUUUGUCGGCGUUCCAUACCCGUUUUGGCGGCCCAGCAUUCUCCAAACCGGUAUCCGUGCAACUGUCCGCGCAGCUAGCGCAACCGUCCCGGGCCUCUAUUCAAGCUCUGUCGCCGGAACAAAAGGAAAGAGAAGAGAGCAUGCGCAUUGCACGUCAAAAAGGAAUCAUUCGUGUGGCUGCAGAUGCUGCUCUCGUCGAAUGCGUUCGCGGAGAUGGACAGGGAAGCGAGGGGACACCUGGCCUGGAAUGGCUGUACACUACCACACGGGACAUGCUUACCUCAGAUCGUGAGCACGCCAACGUACCGAUCUUGACGGUGCUGCUCAAGGCCCAUGGCACUGUUUUGCUCGGACCAAAGUCUGCGAAUGUAGACGAAGUUUCGGACACACUCCAGGAGGUAUCGCUGCAAGAGCAUGGCAGCGCGGCGAGCGAGCGGCCCGUACCCGUUCUUCAAGUACCCCUCGAGUGGCAGGCUAAGUUUCGAAAGCUUUGUGCGAUAUAUUUUGGCACGCUUUCCAAGAGAAUAUCCAGGGACCACCUUCGCCUUUUCGAACAAGACAAGCGUAACCAUGAAGCGUACAUUCGCUCUGGUGAAAUAUUCGAAGAUCGGCAACAAAACUAUGAAAAGAUGACAAAGAAUCUCGACAAGCUCAUCGAAGCUGGCAAGGGGCUUUCCGAGCUGAUCGAUGUGCCCAUGCCGGUACUGCGCGAGGCAAAGGAAAUCGCUCUAGGCGGCUCAGUCGGUGUCAACCUCGAUGCAACACCCAAUCUUCAAAGUACCGACGCUGAAGAGAGAUAUGCAAGUGGCAUGAGCCCCUGGGAGGAUGAAGACACGCGAAAAUUCUACGAAGACAUUCUUGAUCUCAAAGACGUUGUCCCUGCCAGCGUAUUAGCGCUGGAAAAGGGUGCAUCAGAGCCAAUACUCGACGGGUGGGCAAAGCAGAAGGAAGCACUUGAUGCCUCGAGCCGGACCGAUGCAGAGGAUAAGGAACAGCCUUUAGCAGCUCAAGGCGCGCAUGAAGAGGUUAUUGCGAUCGUCGAGAACAGCCCAUGUCUACCGAGCAAAGACCUUGAUUCUUCGUCGCAGCCCCAGUCACCAAUGCUCCACGCCGAUAUGCCCCAUGAUGAUGUGGAAGAAGAUAGCGAGGGUCAAAUCACUGCAGGCCCAGCCGCACAACUCAACGCUCUGUUGGCGAAGCUGCCAGAAAUGACAAACCGCGCCAUGAUUGACUCGGCUGCUGUUGACUUCGUGUACCUCAACAACAAGCUUGCGCGACGCAAGUUGGUGCGCGCCACCUCCAACGUCCCCAGGAACCGGUCUGAUCUCAUUCCGUACUACGCUCGUCUCAUCGCAACUCUCAACCGGUAUAUGCCAGAUGUCGGCACUCUUGUCACAUCUACUCUAGAUGAGGAAUUUCGCUACUUUCAACGCAAGCGCCAGGCGGACAUGCACGAGAGCCGAGCAAGGAAUGUGCGAUUCCUGUCAGAAUUAACAAAGUUCAAGGUCACACCAAUUCACAUCAUCUUUCAUUGCCUCAAAGUGUGCUUGGACGGAUUCAGCGGGCACAACAUUGACAACCUGGCCGGCUUCCUUGAAGGCUGUGGUCGCUUUCUGUUGCGCACACCAGAGACAAGUGAUCGCAUGCGAUCCGCACUGGAACUGCUCCGCCGCAAACGUGCGGCGACAAAUCUGGAUCACAGGCAAGUCCUGAUCCUCGACAAUGCAUACUAUCAGUGCAAUCCACCCGAGCGCAAGGCCACACAAAAGCGAGAACGCAGUCCGAUGGAGCAGUUCAUUAACCACCUGGUCUUCAAUGUCCUUUCGAAAAAGCACCUGGAGAAGGUCCUUAAGCUCAUGCGCAAGCUUCAUUGGGAGGAUCCAGCUAUCAUAAAGCACCUACACGAAGUCUUUACCAAGAUGUGGAAGGUCAAGUUCAGCCACAUCCAUCUGCUUGUGAUACUGCUGCACGAUCUUCAGCCCUACCACUCGGACUUUUCCAUCCGCGUCAUUGACCAAAUUUGCGAGGACAUACGUGCUGGAAUGGAAGCGAACAUCUUUAAGAACAACCAGCGCCGCGUUGCAACUGUCAAAUUUCUCGGCGAGCUGUACAACUACCGCAUGAUCAGCUCGAGCAUCAUUUUUGAUCAACUGUGGAGCUUUACCACGUUUGGACACCGCAACGGGACGCCGCUACCCAACCAGAUUUCGCCGCUGGAUGCACCCGAUGAUUAUUUUCGCGUACGUCUGGUCUGCACCCUGCUCGACACGUGCGGGAUGUGCUUUGACCGCGGUUCUCCCAAGAAACGCCUCGACGAGUUUCUUGUCUUUUUCAACUUCUAUCUGAUGUCGAAACAGCAGCCGCUUCCCAUGGACGUCGACUUUAUGCUCUCCGACCUUCUUGAAUCGUUGCGCCCCAAUUUUGAGCUGAAGAAGACAUUUGAGGAAGCAGCACAAGCUGUGCAAGAAAUGGAAAGGGCGAAAGGUGUCCCUUCUGCCCAACAGGAGGCCGAAGAAAGCGACGAUGAAUCAAGCGAUGACGACGACGACGACGACGACGUAGGACAAAGAGGGAACCGUGCUCGGUCGUCUGGAGCCACAACUCCUAUCGAUGGCGCAGAUUCGGAUGCCGACACAGAGAUCGACAAUGCUGUUGAUGAACCGCAUAUCGAAGAUGAAUCGAUGAUAAUGCGGGGCGAGAGAGAGCGGCAGAUGCUUCAAGAGCAAGACGAGGAAUUCGCCCGCGAGCUGGCAAAGAUGAUGGCGGAGAGCUCAUCCGUGCCACCGGGAGGAGCAACUCGCUCACAAAAGGGACUCUUCGAUGCAGCGAUCCCGCUCUUAAAGAGAUCGUCGGCAUCAGUUGCAGAGUCUGUCGACCAGACCGAGGCAGUCGCUAAAGAUGGCCAGCACAUGAAGUUCAGCCUGUUGUCGAAGCGUGGCAACAGGGUUCUGACACAUGACGUCGAUGUCCCGAUUGACGCAGCAAUUGCGGUCAACACUCGGACCAAACAAAUGCGUGAUGCGGCUGAAAGGCAGCAAUUGAAGCAGCUUGUCUUAUCGUACGAGGGGCGCGAGCAGGAGCGGCAAGACGAAUCGCUGAUGCACGAGUUCAAAAACCGAGGUUUCAAGGUCAAAGUUGUCAAAGAUCGCAAUGCUGGAUAGGAGUUGUCCAGUGCAGAUGCCGCAUCAAUUCUUGAAGCCGACUGCCUCAACAAUGGGCGGCUGGCACUCUUUCCGCCGCCGCCUUAUAGCAUCGAAUGGGCUUGAUGAUCGGCAAUGCAGCUUCUUUGCCUGUCUUCUGCCGUUCUAUCGCACGCUAGCCGGAGACGAGGGUAAUGGGAAACCAACGGCGAGGUCGUCGCGGAACGGGCAAAGCGUCCUGCAGGGAAGUUACAUGUCCCUAACCCGGUCCGCACAGUAGCGAACGGUACCGUCGGUCAAGAACCCAUACGAUAGCGGCACAUUCCCGCUGUUCCCUUCGCAAGUCUACUUGGCAAACAUUGACUUGCCUGCUGGCACGCAAAUAGCACGGCUUAGGGAAGUCCACAGCCAGCCCAUCAGACUGAGAUUCAAUUCCCCCAAGCUGGGACAGCAUGUAUUGCAAUUCAGAUGGUGACAAUGCUGGAAGGGCC